Molecule: messenger RNA, 4510 nt
Organism: Oncorhynchus nerka (sockeye salmon)
Lineage: Eukaryota; Metazoa; Chordata; Actinopteri; Salmoniformes; Salmonidae
Gene: arid4a
Product: AT-rich interactive domain 4A
Exons: 24
Coding region: 137-4243 (1368 amino acids)
Biological process (GO): regulation of transcription by RNA polymerase II
Cellular component (GO): nucleus
Molecular function (GO): transcription cis-regulatory region binding
Source: RefSeq, a predicted model, not a curated record
AAUCUGAUUUCGAGAAACACAUCUUCGGAUCAAGUUUAUUCUUCGUGUAAUUGCUUUGCAACUCUAGCAAGUGGUGAGCAGUCGGGUCGUUGCACAAUCAAAACCAAUCGAGCUGGACUCCCUCAAAUAGUCUACGAUGAAGGCAGCAAACGAGCCUGCCUAUCUGACCGUGGGGACGGAGGUCAGUGCCAAAUACAGAGGUGCCUUCUGUGAGGCAAAAAUCAAGACUGUUAAACGGAUGGUGAAGGUUAAGGUGAUGGUCAAAGGAGACACCACCUCGCAAGUUGUUCAAGAUGAUCAAGUGAAAGGACCAUUAAGGGUGGGCUCCACAGUGGAGGUGAAGAGUGCAGAGGGGAUCUGCAGUGAGGCAACCAUCAACAAACUCACAGACGCCAGUUGGUACACAGUGGUGUUUGACGAUGGGGAUGAGAAGACACUCCGCAGGACGUCACUGUGUCUGAAGGGAGAAAGACAUUUUGCUGAGAGCGAGACAUUGGACCAACUGCCCCUAACCAACCCAGAGCACUUUGGCACCCCCGUCAUCGGGAAGAAGGGAAACCGCGGAGGGAGGAGGUCAUCUCAGGCUCAUCCUGUUCAACUCCUCAGUGCGGACGAUGACAAGGAGUCGUCUUCCAGUGAAGAUGACAAUGAGGACAGGAGGAGGCUAAACGAUGACCUGAUGGGUAAAGUGGCCAGUGUUCAGACUGGGACAGAGCGGACAUCCUGGUACCUGGCCCUGGUGAUAUCACCCAGCUGCAAUGAUGACUUGACAGUCAAGAAGGACCAAUGUUUAGUCAGAUCAUUUGCAGACUCCAAAUUUCACACUGUGGCAAGAAAGGAGAUCCAUGAAGUGAACAUGGACAGCAUCUCUAAAGCUGAGUUCUCACCGAGGAAAGGGUUGGAUGGGGCAGUGCAUUUCCUCAAGACCAAGGUAGUUCCUGACAGUUGGAAGAUGGACAUGAGUGAGAUUUUAGAAUCCUCCGGCAGUGACGAGGAGGACACAGAAGGAAAGGAGAGUGACGACGACGAUGAGGAGGAGGAGGAGGAGGAGAAGGAGGAGGAGGACAAGGAAGAUGCCAAUGAUGAGCCUGAGGAUGAGGCGGACCCAGAGGAGAGGGAUCACUUCCUGCAGCAGCUGUAUAAGUUCAUGGAGGAUCGAGGGACGCCAAUUAACAAGCCUCCUGUGCUCGGCUACAAGGAUCUGAACCUCUUCAAGCUCUUCAGGCUAGUCUACCACCAGGGGGGCUGUGACAAAAUUGAAAGUGGAUCUGUGUGGAAACAAAUCUACAUAGACCUUGGCAUUCCCGUCCUAAACUCUGCUGCCUCCUACAAUGUGAAGACUGCCUAUAGAAAGUACCUGUAUGGCUUCGAGGAGUACUGUCGCUCAGCCUGCAUAGUCUUCAGGACCAUCCACCACAGCGAGGAUCCGCUAGCUUCCCAGUCCCAGACAGAAGAGAAGGCCGCCCAAAUCCCUGAGGUGAAGGAGUGCCAGGGUCCAACACCAUCCGUCAAAACUGAGUCUGCUGCGGCCAUGGAGGACAAGCCUGCCCAGGAGGAGGCAGAGUCGGGGAGCGAGAGUGACAAAGAUGUCUCUUCUCCCAGGGGGAGGAGACGGUGCACUGUGACCCCGGUCAAAGCUGAGGUGAAGGAGCCCUCAAAGCUGGAGAAGAUCAAAGAGAAGGAGGAGCAGAGUGGUGUGGGGGAGACCAGCGGAGAGGAGACUGGAGGUCCGAGAGACGGCAGCAGGUCAGAUGGAGGGGACACCCCGGGGAACAGACGCAGCCGACGCCUGGAGGAGUCUGAGGACGAGUUGGAGGAUGAGGAAGACAGCGAGAGGAGAGUCGGAGAAAGGGGUGAGGACGAAGACUCUGAAGACUCCGUAACAGGGACUAAGGUGAAGGUAAAGUACGGUCGAGGGAAGACCCAAAAGAUCUACGAGGCCAACAUCAAGAAGGCAGAGAACGAUGAUGGAGGAGAUGUCCUCUACCUAGUUCACUACUACGGCUGGAACGUCAGGUAUGAUGAGUGGGUCAAAGCAGACCGGAUAAUCUGGCCUGUCGACAAGGGCGGAACAAAAAAGAAACAGAAAAAGAAAGUGAAGAAUAAAGAGGAAGGCGAGAAGGAGGAUGACAAGCAGGGGAAGCUGUGUGGCUUGAAGCGAGGUCGCCCUCUUCUUAGAACCACCUCCGCCAGCGCCAACCGCAGCGUCUCCAAGACCCCCAGCAGUGAGGGGCGCUCCAGCAGCAAGAGUAAAUCUGAUGUAUCAGCCCUGCCCAACGGAGAGGGUACCCCUCGCCGACGCACAAGAACAACCUCUGGGAUGUAUGACUCGGACAGGGAUUCUACCUCCAAUGAAGAAUCGGGGAACUCGUCAGAGGACAGUGAGUCAGAGGAUUCUCCUGAGAAGAAGCCUGCGUGGGCGGAGAGGACGGACCCCGCCACGGCCCGUAAGCAGGAGGAGGAGGAGGACCGGAGGGUGGAGAGAGGAAGAGCAGAGGCAGCAGCCGCCGCUGCAGCCCAGGUCGCAGCCCAGGACCAGCCCCCCAGCAGCCCUCAGGAGAAGGAGCAGCAGGAGGACACGCUCCCUGAGAGGAGGGAGCCGGAGAAGGCUGAGGAGCAGCCCCAGGUGCCCCCCAUGACUCCUGAACCCGACAGAACUAAGGAGGAGGACCCCCCUACCCCGAAAUCCCCCAGGUCUAAAGCAGCACGUAGAAGUAACGUUCGCGAGCCAGAGAGGAACCCCAACAACGACACUGGCUCUGAAACGCCCACCAAAACCACCAUCACCACUCCCAACAACACUGAGACCGAGUCGUCUCCCUGCCCGCGCACCCUGAACAGGCAGGAUGAGCCCAUGGUGGUCCUUCAUUGUCUUCCAGCUGAGCACAUUCCCAGCAUCCCUGACCUUCCCACCAUGGACUCUGACACAGACUCAGCCACGGAGGAGGAGAUCUGCAGGGAGGAGCGAGGUGUGGCCAAGCGUAAAGCCACUGAGCAGAGGACGCCGGACAAGAAGGUGCGUCUGGACAGGAGGGAAGAGACGACCAAGAUGGCGUCGCCAGCCAGGCGGCCCGCUGACUCGCCAGCCAGGCGGCCCGCUGACUCGCCAGAGUGGAGGCUGGAGGCGGGGGGACAGAGAGGCGAGGAGCGCCUGACGCCAGCAAAGGGUAAAACAGAGAUGCCUGCCCUCACUCCGGAGGUGCAGUGUCAAGGGCUAGGAGAGGGAGGUGGAGCAGGAGGUCGACCCAGGUCGGAGCAGCUAGCCUCGGGGGUCGAGGAGGAGGUGAUGCCCCAGAUCGGCCCUGAGGCCCUGGUCUGUCACGAGGUGGAUCUGGACGACCUGGAUGAGAAGGACAAGACCUUAGCAGAAGACCUCCUAAUGAUGAUGAGUCAAGGGAAGGUCCAUGCUCCCCCUCCGUCCAAUGCCUCCUCCCACCAGACCCACAACAACCCUCCUCUGUCCUCGGGGGGCGCUGCUCCUCCACGGGUCUUCUCCCCCACCUCUGCCCCCAGCCCUGAUGAGUCUCACAGCACCAAGAGUGAGAGCGACGUCCCCAUCGAGGUGGACAGUGUAGCCGGGGAGUCUCAGGAGGGGCUUGGUGAUAACGAGUCGGCCAACUCAAACUGUUUUGAAGCUAGCACCAGCUCAAGCAACUCCAGCAUGUCACUACAGGAGAGGGACACCAAGGACAGAGGUCAGAAAAGGUUGAUGGACUGCCAUAUGAGUUCUUCUGCAAAGAAGCAGAAGCGAAACCAGAAACGGCCAAGCACAACAUCCAAAAUUGAUAAGAACGGAGCAGGGCACAGCAGUGACAGUGAGGACCUGGCUGUCAUGGACACCUCUAGUAAGCUGACUCCAGUGAAACACUCCAUGUCUAAAGGAACCCAGAAGCUGGUCUCUCCCAACAGUAAGGAGCUAGAGAAAUAUAAGCACAAAGACAAGCAGUCCUCCUUCCCCUCUCCUCGCACGUACAAGUGGACCUUCCAGCUCAAUGAACUGGACAGCAUGACAAGUGCUGAGAGGAUAUCCUUCUUACAAGACAAACUACAGGAUAUAAGGAAGUAUUACAUGUCACUCAAGUCUGAAGUAGCCUCCAUAGACAGGAGGCGGAAGAGGUUAAAGAAGAAGGAAAGAGAAGUGUCCCACACCACAGCGUCAACGUCGUCCGGCUCGUCAGACACUGGGAUGAGCCCCUCCUCUGCCUCUCCCACUCAGAACACUGUGGCUGUCGAGUGUAGGUGAUGACACGCCUCCUCCCCCAUGACGACCACCUUGCCCAUCUCUGCCUGCCAGCCCAGCAUCCCGCUGCCUCCCUGGAGACACAGGGUACAUCUGAAAUGGCACCCUAUUCCCUAUAUAGGGAAUAUCUUUUGGCCAGAAGCCCAUGUCAAAUGACCAGAGACCCUGAUCAAAAGUAGUCUACUAUAUAUGGCAUAGGGGUGGCAUUUGGGACGCACUCACGUACUGACACAUAGGAGGAAGCGCUCACGUACUGACACAUAGGAGGAA